This is a messenger RNA of Acanthoscelides obtectus, 247 nucleotides long. The record is from the annotation of a GenBank genome assembly. Lineage: Eukaryota; Metazoa; Arthropoda; Insecta; Coleoptera; Chrysomelidae.
GUCCGUAGGUGGUAGACGGUCUCUGACUGUCGAUCGCGGAGCUACCACCCGGCGGAUCUCCUAGGCGGGGCCAGAAUGUGUGCAUGUUGCAUGCACACGUGUUCCCUCGCCAGAGUCCGUGUGGCGUUCCCCCUUUCCUAUAUAUUCCCCUAUAGCCCCACGGUACCCCAUGGGUGUUUAGGCCUUAGGCCUUCGUGGUAGUUGGAAUAUAAAAUACAAAUGCAUGUCGCAUACAACUGUGUAUAAU